This is a messenger RNA of Cryptotermes secundus, 2053 nucleotides long. RefSeq names its product pickpocket protein 28. The record is from RefSeq and is a predicted model, not a curated record. NCBI's taxonomy places the organism in Eukaryota, Metazoa, Arthropoda, Insecta, Blattodea, Kalotermitidae. Gene Ontology annotation, biological process: sodium ion transmembrane transport. The coding region runs from base 97 to 1932 and encodes 611 amino acids. The transcript has 13 exons. Gene Ontology annotation, cellular component: membrane. Gene Ontology annotation, molecular function: ligand-gated sodium channel activity.
GGUAAUGGUAACUAGAAUGGAGCAGAUAAUCAGGUUUCUCUCUAGUGGUCUUUGUCGUGCGUCUCCUUCUUUCUGGAUUUCCCACCAAAACCCUGUAUGAAUUCGUUACAGGAGAUGAACUCGGAGGGUCGAGCAGAAGACAGGCUGAAGAAAGCUGGAGAUCACUACAUGGUUAUGGAGCAUACCAUAAGGGGAGAUAACCAUGCCAGAAGACGUGACCAUGGGCUGCAGUACAGGCAACAGAUCCACACGAUCGGCGGCGGCCUCGGUAAUUUUCACUUUGACGGUGGCCGCGGUACCUUCAGAAAUGUACAACACCCUCAACAUGGCCACCUCCACAUCAACCACAUCAACCACACCGUCCCCACUUGCAGCUGCACGACGUGUGCUGAGCUUUUCAACGAAUUCUGUGACAGGAGUACCUUGCAUGGCCUCAAAUAUAUUGGUGACAAACGGCUGCACUUUCUUGAAAGGUUGUUCUGGACCAUAGCCUUCAUCCUGGCCACAAUGACUGCAGGCUACUUCAUCAAGAUUGUGUAUGCCAAGUGGGAUGACACUCCAGUCAUCGUGUCUAUUGCGGCGAAGACUACUCAGCUGGUGGACAUUCCGUUUCCAGCUGUAACCCUGUGCACGAUGAAUGAAGCCAGGAAAUCUGAAGCAGAGAAAAUAAAAGCAUCCACAAAUGAGUCAGAUGUAUUGUUCAAGAAAUUACUGAGCGAUUCCUGCGAAAAUUCGGACAGCCAGAAACCAGUAAAAAAAUGGAACAAUAAUACUUCUAUUAGCUGGGAAAACAUCCAAAAUUUUAUGGUGAAAGUCAGACAGCCAUGCCAUGAGAUGCUCAAAGUUUGCUACUACGCUGGCGUGGCUCAUAACUGCAGUGACAUCUUCAAUCCUUCACUUACCGACGAAGGACUUUGUUGCUCGUUUAACAAAGCGAAACGUGAUUACAUAUUCAGAAACCCCCGUAACCUCACAGACCUGAAUUUGACCUUCCCAAUGAAUGCAACAGACUGGAACCCAGAAACUGGCUACCCGCCAAAUACUCCUGCAGGGGCACUUCCCUGGCGACCUCGCGGGGCGGGGACCCACCUGGGACUCUCUGUAGUGUUAGACGCGGAAGUAAAAGAAUUCUACUGCUCGACAUCCGCGAGUAUUGGCUUCAAGUUACUCCUUCAUAACCCAGUCGAGACGCCUAAGAUUGCUGACUACGGACUGCUGCUAGCGCCAGGAAGAGAGUACCGGAUAAAAAUCACACCAACUAUUAACAACGCUGCGAAGUCACUUCAUAACUUGAGAGAAAUAGAUCGUCAGUGCGCCUAUUCUGCAGACAAAUAUCUACUGUUCUACAAAACCUACACCCAGAGGAACUGCAUGCUGGAAUGCGAAGCCAACUACACUUUCUUAGUCUGCAACUGCGUCCCGUUCUACCUUCCAAAGGAUAUCAAUACCCCUAUUUGUGGCAAAGAAGAGGAGGGCUGUACAAAGUUAGCUCGAAAACUACUUGAGAUGACGCUAGUAGAAGCGAGUGAUUUUAACUCGACGGAUGGUUGGCCAACCCCUAAUUGCAAAUGUCUACCCGGCUGCAACGAACUGGGCUACUCAUCAAGCAUGACCUAUGGACAUAUGAUUCCGUCACUCGCGGUGAAUAAAGGCUACAUGGAGGACACAGUCCAUUCGAACAACACCGGAAAAGAGAAGGAUUUGACAGUCGUGCACCUGUACUUUACAGAGACACAGUUCUUCAGCUACUACAAGACAGAAAUAUUCGGCCUCAGCGAGUUUCUGUCCAGUACCGGAGGGCUGCUCGGGUUGUUCAUUGGCUUCAGCUUCCUCAGCGCAGUGGAGGUUUUGUACUUCGCAACCGUAAGACUUUGGUGCGGCAUUGUGCGAAGACGUAAGAAGAUGGUGGACAGUUAUCCGUUUGUUAAGUGAAUUUGUCAUCUCACCACACCUUAAACUGAAGAAUUUUCUGUUUAUCUCACAAACGGACUAAUUACACAAUUAUCGAAUUAUCUUUCGUAUUUAUAUCUCACAAACUUAUAACCCUUACAUA